AAGCCCUUACUGGAUUUCUCAGAACAACUUCUUCAUCGUCGUAUCUUGCAAUGCUGAAGGAACGGUUUCUGGUCGGUCUCCUGAUGUGGAUUUCAGCACGUCGUGCGGCCCAAUUCCGUGUCUCAACUCGUUGGUGGCGCCGUACUGUAACGUGUAUGACUGCUGCAUUCAGACCAUAGGAUUGACCAAGGAAGUGACUAUGUCAGGAAGAGGAAUAGGUUUUGCAGAAUUCCCGAAUUGUGGCUACUCCACCCUUCUGUACCCAAGUACGUUUAGUGUACCAGGGAGAGGAUAUGCACAAGGGCCUGGAGUUGGUGAUGGAACCUACGGAGUCUCUCUGUGGUAUGAAAUCCAGAGGAACGCGACUGUUACCAACUGCGCUGAAGCUGCAAAGGAUCAAGACAAAUUUGAAUGCUCCAAUAAUGCAAGAUGCCAUGACAAGACCGGCGGCUACAUCUGUCAAUGCCAGACGCAGGGCUACGAGGGUGAUGGCUAUACAUUGGGCACCGGCUGUAAAGAUAUCAACGAGUGUUUGAAGCCAAACAAUUGCUCCAGCAUUGCUACAUGCGUCAACACCUAUGGGAGCUAUGAGUGUAAAUGCCCUGACAAAAUGGAAGGCGAUGGUAAAGAUCCCCAGCUGGUUCCUAAUGUUACCAAUUGCAUUUGGAUCGACCAAUGUACAAAUAAUACCGGACUCUGCUCCCCAAAUGCUGAAUGUUUUUUCGACACCAGCUCUGGCGUUGUUAACUGUAAAUGCCAAGGUGGAACUUCCGGAGACGGUCUCGUAAAUGGAACUGGUUGCAAAGAGACUUCAAAUUUGGCCAUCAUUAUCGGCGUGAGUGUCGGUGGUGUGGUAUUCAUCAUCAUCAACAGCAUUCUUUUAUGGUGUUUCGUUCGGAGGAGGCGGCUUGCGUUCGAUCCAGCGAUUUUCUCACAGCAAGAGCUGCUGAAUGAGAUCGAGAACAAAGAGGGUGCCAAAUUCUGCAAAACCUUCACCUUCAACGAGCUUCGAGAGGCAACGAAAGACUUCUCGGUCGAGCUCGGAUCUGGAGGAUUCGGCACCGUAUUCGAAGGAACCCUGCCGGACGGAACCAAGGUGGCCGUCAAGAAGGCCAAACACGGAAUGGGCGAGACACGACGCGAGGCGAAGCAGUUCGUCAAUGAGAUUGUCAUUCUGUUGCAAUUGAAUCAUCGGAAUCUCGUGAACUUGCUGGGUUGCUGCUUGGAGACACGGGUACCCGUCCUGGUAUACGAAUUCGUCUCUAAUGGCAAUUUGGACGAACACAUCCAAAUGAAACGCGCAACGGAAGCUGAGGGAGAGGCUGACGACACUAGCGAUUUGUGUCAUCCCCCCCUCAACUGGACUUUACGUUUGAAGAUAGCCAUUGAGACAGCGGAGGGUUUAUCAUAUCUCCACUGGGGGACGUCUCCACCCGUUUACCAUCGAGAUGUCAAGUGCGCCAAUAUUCUUCUGGAUAAGGCUUACAAUGUAAAAGUCGCUGAUUUUGGUUUGUCGAAACUCGUCCCCCUCGAGGACACAGCUGCAUAUGCGGUCCCAACUGCAAUACAAGGUACUCCUGGCUAUAUGGACCCGGGGCUUUUGGACCAGUACGAGUUAACGGACAAAUCAGAUGUAUACAGUUACGGUGUGCUGCUACUCGUCAUUCUCACUGGGCAGAGACCAGUGGAUCUUCGGAGACAGCCUAGGGAUCAAAAUCUUGUCAACAGAUGCAAUCGGUUGAUGACUCAGGGUCUUUUCGCGGAUAUCAUUGAUCCAAUAUUAUCAGAGGCCGUGGAGAGUCCAUACAUCCUGGAAGCCAUGAAUGCAGUUGCCAAGCUUGCAAUGAAGUGUGUAAGCAGAGAUGGCCACGAUAGGCCAACCAUGAAAGAAGUGGUUUCGGAGUUACACACUAUUCAACGAAAGACAGAGACCUCAGUUUCAAAAAUGGUUAAGAGUCUGGCGAAGAAGAUAAACUUUUCAGAAGAGUACACUUUGGUUCCACUUGCUGAUGGACAAUGGCACAAGUCCUACGACAUAUCUACCUCAAUCUCCGCCGUAGGCCGGUAGGUGGUCGGACAUUGAAAGUUCGCGGCAGUCUUCAAGUGUACUCAGUGAGUUUGAACUUUCGAAGCAUAAAAAGAAACCCGUCCCAUGGAAAUCCUUGAGUAUGGGAUCCUUUUAUUGUAUCAUUAGGGACCUGUAAACUAAGAGAGCAUACGAUGAUUCGAAGUAUUAACAAUCGUUCGAUCAGGUUGAUUAUCGAUCGGUUCCUGGACCCUUUAUUAUCUAGUCUUCCAGAAGUUUGUCAUGGGAUGGAAAAGCAACUUUCGUUGCACAUUAGAGAGUCCGAACUGUAAGUCUUAUUUUUCCUCAUCAGAAUCUAUUGUAAAUAUCAGGGAG
This is a messenger RNA of Marchantia polymorpha subsp. ruderalis, 2401 nucleotides long. The record is from the annotation of a GenBank genome assembly. NCBI's taxonomy places the organism in Eukaryota, Viridiplantae, Streptophyta, Marchantiopsida, Marchantiales, Marchantiaceae.